AUGUCAGACCUUUCACCGGUGAAUCCAAAGCCAUUUCUACGAGAUCUUAUAAAUAAAAGGACAGUGGUCACUUUAAAGUUUAACAAAACGCAGUACAAAGGUAUCCUGGUUUCAACAGAUAACUACUUCAAUUUGCAGCUUUCGGAUGCCGAGGAGUUUAUAGAUUCGCAAUCCAAGGGCAAGAUUGGUGAGAUUUUCAUUCGUUGUAAUAAUGUUUUAUGGAUUGGUGAGGAUUUGUCAGGUAACGAUGCUAGCGAAAAAGAGGUGGACAAGAGUGCAGAAGUAGGCGAAACCGCUGACAAUGAGGCUAUAGAGGCUCAUCAAGAUGUCGAGAUUCAAAAUGACAAUAAAUAG
This is a messenger RNA of Lachancea nothofagi CBS 11611, 354 nucleotides long. Lineage: Eukaryota; Fungi; Ascomycota; Saccharomycetes; Saccharomycetales; Saccharomycetaceae. The record is from the annotation of a GenBank genome assembly.